Molecule: messenger RNA, 4306 nt
Organism: Oncorhynchus keta (chum salmon)
Lineage: Eukaryota; Metazoa; Chordata; Actinopteri; Salmoniformes; Salmonidae
Product: neuronal PAS domain-containing protein 3-like
Exons: 13
Coding region: 1237-4299 (1020 amino acids)
Biological process (GO): regulation of transcription by RNA polymerase II
Molecular function (GO): DNA-binding transcription factor activity, RNA polymerase II-specific; protein dimerization activity; RNA polymerase II transcription regulatory region sequence-specific DNA binding
Source: RefSeq, a predicted model, not a curated record
GGCAUUGCUACCAGAUCAAACAACAACACCGUCUAUGGGAACAUUCACAAAGACAGCAACAAGCUUAUUUACAAAUGUUCUGCUGCACAUUAGGGCAUAGCAAGUUGAGAGAACCUGUUCCGGAGACACCUCACACAAACAACAGCACAUAGAGCACCUGUCAAGAGGAGAGGGUUUCAGUCCUUCAAAGAAAGAUAAGAAAACAUCACACUUCAAUUGUUGGAGACAAACUGAACGCUUCAGCGUUAUUUGAAGUUUUUUAAACGAAUUUUUCACACUAGCCUAUCAACACAUCUAGGCAUCCUUACAAAUAGCAUCGGUCCUGUUUUGGAAGUGACACUGUGCCAACAGUAGUGGAGGGCAUAAAAUACUUUCACUUUUUGCAAUCCUCUAAUCUAGGUUUAACGAUUUGGUCAGCGACCUACUGCCAACUCCUGUAUUGCCUAUAAUGUAAGUGCAAAUAGUUAUCCAUUUCAAAACUUGAUAUUGCAUGGUUUUGUUCGUAAUAACACGUGGAUUGGAAUUUGGGGAAAUGAUGCUGUGAGCACGGAGGAUGCAACCCGGUCAGAGAUUGUGGCUUUAAGCCUUUUAUUUUUCUAAUCGUCUAAGCGUCUUAAAGAGAUAACGUUUCAGUAAAUUCAAAAUAAGGUUAUUGGUGAGCUUUUUAUGACAAGAAACCGGUUCCAAAGAAGCGCCUGAAAUGUGUUAAUCUGUUUAACUUUUUAGGUAAAAGUUCCUGACCGCCUGUCACUUCUUAUAUUUAAACUUCUAGAUCACCAGUCAUCAAUAACACUAAUCAAUGUUCCACUUUUACAUAUAGAACAUGCUAAAGUAAAUUAAUAUAUAUUAUUUCUGAAUAGUUCAGUAACAUAAGGCUAGACUUUACAAUCUUUUACGCAAGAAUUACGGGUAAUGCUGCAAUAGCCUAUUUGGCACAACAGAUUCGAAAUUUGAUCAUUCUAGAUAAAGAACAAUAUUCACUGAUCUCCACUGUCUCCAACUACAAAUCCGUGCGUAGAGGACGCGUUUCCUGCCCCGCACAUCACCGGCAUCAAUGUCAUUGCUAACCUCCUGAAAGCUGUGAAAGCUAGAGAAAUCAAGACGUAGAAUGGCCGAUGAGCUGGUAACCAUCACUAAUGGGAUUGUGAUGUGACUUGUUCGGCUGGAGGGACGGCUGCUGCUAUUCGUUGAAAUAUCUCCAUAGACUCGGUGCGUGUUCAAUCUUCCAGAGCGGGGAUGAUCAGAAUCUUCCCGGAUUUCAGCGUUCAGGUGACAGCGGCAGGUGGAGGAGCCGGGGGAAUGCCAUCAGGUCACGCCAUGGGGAGAGUCCCCGGUACAACUAACGGGAACCCGCAGAACGUCCAGGGGAUAACCUCCUAUCAACAAAGGGAAAUUAAAACCCUACACCCUUUCUGCAUGGAGGAAUCAGUGGAGGAGGCCGUAGUUGAUGCCCAAUUCAUGUCCAAAUUUCCCCACGACCCUUACUGGGAGAGGCCUGCUAAUGCCAGCUCCUGUUCUGUCUCUAGGCCCAAGACACUCCACCUUGGAGGAGGGCAACAACAUACCUCAUCGCCAUGGUUGCAGGCUCUGAGGAAGGAGAAGUCCCGGGAUGCGGCUCGCUCGCGGCGGGGGAAGGAGAACUUUGAGUUCUACGAGCUGGCUAAGAUGCUGCCUCUGCCCGGCGCCAUCACCAGCCAGCUGGACAAGGCUUCCAUCAUCCGCCUUACCAUCAGCUACCUUAAGAUGAGGGACUUUGCCAAUCAGGGGGACCCACCAUGGAACCUGCGCAUGGAAGGCCCACCACCCAACACCUCCGUCAAAGCUAUAGGAGAUCAGCGAAGGAGGACUCCCAGUGCGGUAGCCUCAGAGAUCUUUGAGCCACACCUCGGGAGCCACAUAUUGCAGUCCCUGGAUGGAUUUGUAUUUACACUAAACAAGGAGGGAAGGUUUUUGUACAUCUCUGAGACGGUGUCUAUAUACCUGGGGCUUUCACAGGUGGAGCUGACAGGAAGUAGUGUGUUUGACUACGUCCACCCUGGCGAUCAUGUGGAGAUGGCAGAGCAGCUGGGCAUGAAGCUGCCCCCGGGGCGAGGCCUCCUUUCUCAGGGCACCGCCACCGAGGACGGCGCCAGCUCUGCCUCCUCCUCCUCACACGCAGAGACCCCCGAGCCAGUCGAGUCGACCAGCCCCACCCUGCUUCCCCCAGACAACAUUCUAGAACGCUCCUUCUUCGUCCGUAUGAAGUCCACACUGACCAAGAGAGGUGUCCACAUCAAGUCUUCAGGCUAUAAGGUGAUCCAUGUUACAGGCAGGCUGAGGAUCCGUAUGGCAAUGACCCACAGUCGGUCAGUACCCAUUCAGAUCAUGGGCAUGGUGGUGGUAGCCCACGCCCUCCCCCCCCCCACCAUCAACGAGGUGCGCAUAGACUGCCAGAUGUUUGUCACCAGGGUCCACAUGGACCUCAACAUUGUCUACUGUGAAAAUAGAAUUAGCGACUACAUGGACCUGACGCCAGUGGACAUCAUAGGGAAGAGGUGCUACCAGUUUAUUCACGCAGAGGAUGUGGAGGGCAUCCGGCACAUCCAUUUAGACUUGAUAAACAAGGGCCAGUGUGUGACCAAGUACUACCGCUGGAUCCAGAAGAACGGUGGGUACAUCUGGAUCCAGUCCAGUGCCACCAUCGCCAUCAAUGCCAAGAAUGGCAAUGAAAAGAACAUAAUCUGGGUCAACUACGUACUCAGUAAUCCAGAGUACAAGGACACACCCAUGGACAUCGCCCAGCUACCCAACCUUCCAGAGAAAGCCUCAGAGUCUUCAGAGACAUCUGACUCUGAGUCCGAGUCCAAGGACAACUCUGACGACAAUGAGAACUCCAAGUGGGACAGGAAGGGGAACCAGACUGAGAACACAGAGGACCCGGAAACAAACAGUACAAAGCAGCAGCAGGGCCAGUCGUCCUCAGAGCAGGAGAUGAGGCGUCAGGAGGAGGGAGACAGCUCCUCCAACCCAGAGAGCCAGGAGAGCGAGGACGAUCUGGAGCCCAGUGACUGUGAGGUGGAGACCAAGGAGGGCAGACUGGGCCGGCUGGAGGACCUGCACAUCAAGGUGGAGCACUACGGAGAUGGAAACGGAGGGGUGGAGCUGCACGACUCGCCUUCCUCCUCCUCUGAAGAAGAAGAUGAUGAUGACGAUGAGGAAGAUGACGACAGCUUUAAAGCCUGUGACAGCGCCACCGAGACUCUCGCCACCCCCGCUGCCCGUAAGCAGCAGAAGCGUAAGAAGAGGAGGAAAAAGCAGAAAUGGGACGGUAGUCGUCCUAAACGUAUGUGCCUCUCCUCUGCCACCCCCAGCUCUAACACCUUUGUUGGGGCUGUCUCCCUCCUGCCGACCCCAUCCCCUGCCAGUGCCUCUGUGCUCAAGAUCAAAACGGAAAUGUCCGAGCCCAUCAACUUCGACAAUGACAGCAUCAUCUGGAACUACCCACCCAACAGAGAGAUCUCCAGGAACGAGUCUCCCUACAGCAUGACAAAGCCCGUCCCAGCCCACGAUACCUUCCCCUCCCCACAGCCUGGUAGUCUGCAGGUCUCCAUCCCAGACUCAGUGCUCACUCCCCCAGGAACAGAGGGGGGCAGUGGGGGCGCAGGUACCAGGAAGGGCGUACCCCCCUCCUUCAGCGGUUAUAGCAGCGCCCCCUCCUCGGCCUCCAGCGCCGCUAGCCUGGCCCCUCCCUCUGGCUCUGGGUCCUCCUCCGACCCCCUGUCCCCGCCUCUCUCGGCCUCGCCGCGCGACAACCAGCAAUGUCAGAGCACCCCCACCACGUCCGGCUCCUCCCUGCUGUACACCAGCGACCUGGAGGCCCUGCAGAGGCUGCAGGCCGGGAACGUGGCGCUUCCACUGGUCCAACGGGUCACCGGCACCCUCGCCACGACCAGCACUGCUGCCUCACGGGUCUACACCACUGGCACCAUCCGCUACGCCCCAGCCGACGUCACUCUGGCCAUGCAGGCAGGCGCCAAUCUGCUGCCCAACAAUGUGGCCCACGCUAUGAACUUUGUGGAUGUCAACGGUAGCCCCAGCUUCGGCAUCGACCCCAAGACACCCAUGGAGAUGCUGUAUCAUCAUGUCCACCGGCUCAACAUGGCUGGCCCUUUUGGGGGUACCAUGUCCGGCGCCAGUCUCACCCAGAUACCAGCAGCCAAUGUAUUCACCACGGCAGAGGGACUGUUCUCUACUCUUCCAUUCCCUGUCUACAGUAACGGGAUACACACCACACAAACUCUGGAGCGCAAAGAAGAUUAGAGCAAAA